AUGCUCGGAUCAGUGCUGCUACUUAAGGCAGCGGAUGACAAGUACAAGGCUGCUUUUGAACAGAAUUAUAAUUCCAACGAUUCUCAACGUAGUUUAAAGGUGUAUUUUACUGAUGUAUUGACGUUUGAGUAUCUUAACGCAGCACAACUUCUACAUGUGUUGACACACUUGGAGUGCUAUAGCGGUAUUAUAGUGACGAGUCCACGUAGUGCAAUUGCUAUGGUCAACGUAAUCAAUGGUAUAGAAGAGAAGCUGAAACAUCAGGUAGUAGUAAAGCUACAAUCUACCUCUGUGUUCUCUGUUGGUGCUGCGACGUCGCGAGAAUUGCUGCCGCUCGGUGUAGUCUGUAAGGGUGACGAUGCUGGCUCAGCAGACAUGCUGUCCAAAUAUUUGCACCAGAAUGGCGUGCUGCCUGAAGACUGCAAGAAAAGACCAAUGUUGUUUCUCUGUGGCGAUAAACGCCGUGACGUUCUUCCUGAUAGUUUUCAGUCUCGAGGUCUUCCGCUAGAAGAGUUGGUGGUCUAUCGGACUUGCGCCGUGCAGAACAUCGCGUUUCCUGCGGAGUGCAAAGUGCCACAUUGGAUUGUAUUCUUCAGUCCAAGUGGACUAAGGGCGGUAAAGGAUCUGCCUCUGAAAUGGGACUUGAUUCGCAAAGCAGCUAUCGGAAAAACAACUGCCACUGCUCUCCACGAACACGCAAUUGCGACUGGGCAACCAUUUUGGGAAGCAGACGUGAUAGCACCCGAGCCCAAGCCAGAGUCUCUUGCUGCUGCCAUCUUUGUCUUUAUCGACAAACAUAAUAUGUGA
This is a messenger RNA of Peronospora belbahrii, 807 nucleotides long. The record is from the annotation of a GenBank genome assembly. NCBI's taxonomy places the organism in Eukaryota, Oomycota, Peronosporomycetes, Peronosporales, Peronosporaceae.